Peromyscus maniculatus bairdii (prairie deer mouse) is the source of this 414-nucleotide messenger RNA. Its product is annotated as beta-defensin 126. NCBI's taxonomy places the organism in Eukaryota, Metazoa, Chordata, Mammalia, Rodentia, Cricetidae. Gene Ontology annotation, biological process: innate immune response. The record is from RefSeq and is a predicted model, not a curated record. Gene Ontology annotation, cellular component: extracellular region.
AUGCCUGGCUCUACCACCUACUACUUCCCAAGAAGCAUGCGACUUCUGCUGCUGGCCCUGCCUGCCCUUGCUCUUCUACCCCAAGUGAUCCCAGCCUACAGUGGUGAGAAAAAAUGCUUGAACAGUUCGGGGAACUGCAGGAAAAACUGCGAAGAUGGAGAAACGAUACAGGACACAUGUAAAAAUCACCGAGUCUGCUGCGUUCCGAUCAUGAGGGCCAACAAGCCAAAGGCCUCGGUCAGGGUCAGCUGGACAACGGAGGAAACCACGACAAUGGAGUACGAUCUAAACUCAGAGUUCAUGGAUGAACUUAACACAGAGAUUGAUUCAGAAUUCGUGGAUGUAAGACACGAGGAAAGAACAGGCCUGAGAGGUGGCUGGAGAGCUCUGUCUCUGGAGUCUGAGAGCUCAUGA